Molecule: messenger RNA, 1100 nt
Organism: Lindgomyces ingoldianus
Lineage: Eukaryota; Fungi; Ascomycota; Dothideomycetes; Pleosporales; Lindgomycetaceae
Product: dihydrofolate reductase
Exons: 1
Coding region: 61-912 (283 amino acids)
Cellular component (GO): nucleus; cytoplasm
Source: RefSeq, a predicted model, not a curated record
CCUUCCCUCCCCCAGAAUAUCCACCCAACAAACCUCUACACGCUCCUCCCCCACCGCAUCAUGGUCUCACAAGCCCCCCCGCCCUCCACACCCAUCAAAGUCCUCAUGCUGCAUGGCUUCACACAAUCGGGACCGCUGUUCCACGCCAAAACCCGCGCUCUGGAAAAGAACCUCCAAAAGGCCUUUCCGGCCGGCAUCACACUGCACUACCCCACCGCGCCGAUACGGUUAGCUCCCACAGACGUCCCAUUCGCUGCAGCUUCGUCGGCGAAUGGCGGAUCGGCCGGCGACGCUGAAGAGACCGAUGCCUGGGCGUGGUGGAGACGAAAGGGCGAGAAGGAACCCUACACAUAUGAGGGAAUAGAGCGAGGUCUGGAGCACAUUGCAUCGAUACUGAAAUCCGAGGGGCCCUUCGAUGGCGUCGUGGGUUUCUCACAAGGCGGGGCAUGCGCGGCUAUGGUAGCUUCACUUCUCGAACCUGGGCGGAGACAAGGCUUCGAGGCCGUGUAUCCGAAAGGCGGCAUGAGGUAUCCGGAGUCUUUCGAAGCUGACACGGGAUAUGUCGAGGAGGCGAUACAUCCACCGCUCAAGUUCGCCGUCAGCUACUCUGGGUUUGCUGCCCGGGGCAUGGACUUGUAUAAAGGAUUCUAUGAGCCGAAAAUCAAGACGCCCAUGCUACACUUCCUGGGAUCAUUGGACGCUAUUGUGGAGGAGGCGAGAAGUCUGGCCUUGGCAAACGCAUGCGAAAGCAGCGACGGCCGGGUUGUCUAUCACCCGGGAGGUCACUUCCUACCAAGUAGUCAGAAAGCCUACGUCAGCGUCUUAAUAGGCUUCAUGAAGGAGGCACUGCACUCUUUCGAGGGAGACGGGAAAAAGGAGGAGAGUGUCGAGGAUAUGGAUGUCCCGUUCUGAUUUUUCUGAUCGUAGAAGCAUUACCUGGAAGUAUGGCGUUGAUCAUAGAUCGGAUACGGCACCUAGAUGGACGAGACAUCGUUAGACGUCUAUAUUACAUCGCGCAUAUGAUGCGACGAGCCCAAGCUAUAGAAGCCUUAUGUCUAGACUAUCCGAGGCUUUCCUUGUGUAUCAAUGCAUGCCUCCUC